This is a messenger RNA of Kwoniella botswanensis, 945 nucleotides long. RefSeq lists its product as uncharacterized. NCBI's taxonomy places the organism in Eukaryota, Fungi, Basidiomycota, Tremellomycetes, Tremellales, Cryptococcaceae. The transcript is spliced from 13 exons. The coding region runs from base 1 to 945 and encodes 314 amino acids. Gene Ontology annotation, molecular function: heme binding; peroxidase activity. Gene Ontology annotation, biological process: response to reactive oxygen species; hydrogen peroxide catabolic process; cellular response to oxidative stress. The record is from RefSeq and is a predicted model, not a curated record.
AUGGCAACUGUCAAAGAAGGAGAUUACGAUGGUAUCCGAGAGCAGGUCAGAAAGAUCAUGAAGCAGCCAGGAUAUGAUGAUGGAUCAGCUGGUCCAGUAUUAGUGCGGUUGGCAUGGCAUGCGUCAGGUAAUUUCAGCUUGGUCGAGCAUACUGGAGGAUCCAACGGGGCCGGAAUGAGAUUUCCUCCAGAGUCGGUAGAUCCAGCCAAUGCAGGCUUACAUCACGCCAUAUCGUUCUGUCUGCCUAUUCAAGCUGCUAAUCCUUGGUUAUCCCAUGCCGAUUUAUGGACCCUCGCCGGAAUAACAGCAAUCGAAGCUAUGGGAGGACCUAAGAUACCUUGGGAACCAGGAAGGACGGAUUACUCAACUGCUGAAGCUGCAGCUGAACAUAGGGGAGAUAUAAGUGAUAGGCUACCUGAUGGUGCUCUUGGUGCGGAUCAUAUAAGAGAAGUAUUCGGAAGGAUGGGAUUCUCAGAUCGGGAGAUAGUAGCUCUUUCAGGUGCACAUGCUCUAGGUCGAUGCCAUGAAGAUCGAAGUGGUUUCGAAGGACAAUGGGUAGUUAACCCCAUUCGAUUCUCCAACCAAUACUAUAAAUUAUUGUUGCGAGAUAUCUGGAAGCCUAGGCAGUGGGAUGGACCAUUCCAGUACGAAGCUACCGUCGCUGGUACGAAGUUGAUGAUGCUCCCAACCGAUAUGGCAUUGGUGCAGGAUCCCAAAUUCAAGCCAUGGGUAGAGAAGUAUGCAGCAGAUCAGGAUCUCUUCUUCAAGGAUUUCGCAAUGGCAUUUGCCAAACUCAUAGAACUCGGAGUAGAAAGGGACGAUACUGGAUUUGCUCAACUGGUCAAGAAAUCUGCUAGAGAAGGUAAACCAUUAGAUCAAACCGCUCAGCCUUCUGUUGGUGGAUGUCCUUUUGCAGGCGGGAAGAAGAGAGAUGCCAAGUUGUAG